Messenger RNA from Didymodactylos carnosus, 213 nucleotides. The record is from the annotation of a GenBank genome assembly. NCBI's taxonomy places the organism in Eukaryota, Metazoa, Rotifera, Eurotatoria, Philodinida, Philodinidae.
AUGCAACACGCCUAUUACCUGCCAUGUACAUAUAUAAUUUUAUUAAUAGCUGAUGAUGGACGAGGCGGUGACGGGGCAGAAAGCUUACGGGAUGAUCCCCGCGAAGUAGAUUUCUCGAAACUUGACGAGAUACGGGGCAAUGACGAGGCAGGCAGUCUACGAGUAGAUGCUCGCGAGGAAGCUAAAGAUAGUCCAACGCCCAUCUCUGGUUGA